AUGGGACUUGAUGUCAGCUCCAAUAACUUCUUGUUUUGUCCACUUCACAAUCAAGAAACACUGAAGUUAUUUUGUGAGACGUGUGAUGUACUUUUGUGCCGCCAUUGUCUUCUAUUGGACCAUAAAGAUCACAGGUUUCGACGUCUUGAUGAGGCUUUGCAGAACCAACGCACCCUCUUAGAGAAUGUUGUGUCUCAAGUAGAAGAAAAGAAAAUUGUGGUUCAAGCAGCAGGCAAACAAGUUGAGGAUAGGCUCUAUGAAAUAAAACACAUGCACAGAAAAGUAGAAAACCAGAUCAAAAUGACAAAGAUGGUCAUUAUCAAUGAGCUGAGCAAGCGGAUGAACCUUUUGUUGGAGCAACUUGAGAAAAUCACAAGUGAAAGGCAGCACAAAUUUGAACAACAACUGCAGUCAAUAUUGGUUCUAAACCGCCAGCUUGAACAUGUACAAAACUUUAUUAACUGGGCAAUGUAUGGCAAAAACAGCCUUCCCUUCCUUUUCAGCAAAGAACUGAUUGUUUUUCAAAUGCAACGGCUUUUGGAAGCCAACUGUGGUUCUGAUUUAGGACGUCCUCAGAAGAUGAAAUUUAGUUGGGAGCCAUCAUACUGGACCAAACAAAUAGCAAACUUAGGUUGCAUAAUAACAGAAAAUGGUAACUUAGCUCAGCCAGAAACUCCAGGCUAUGUAAAUAAUGAAGAUGUGCAGUCAUCUUAUUACCAAAGCCAGCACCCUUCAAACAUACCCCAUACUGGAUCUGUCACUAAUUCCCAAAGCUAUGCAUCCACCGUCCAAUGCCCAACACCGAUCUGUUGCAACCACUGCCACACGGUGCCUCCACCAUCAAAAGUUCAACCUGCAAAUAGUUCAGUAAACCAUCCCCUAAGCUACAUGCACCCCCCUGGGAUAAAGCAGCAGCAUGUCUCACCCAUUCAGUAUAAUGCUACCAAAGAGCAAAGAUGUGUAUCUCGACCUCUGAAGUUGGUACAACCUUGGUUAACACAUCAACCUCCCACUGAACAUGAAAACUCACCAUAUUGGCUGGAAAAUCAGCACCAGAGACAGCAAAUACCUCCACCCUUACAAAAUGCACCUUCCAUUUGCUCUGUUACAGCCCAGGAGUUUAAUCAAGUUCACAAUGUGCAUGCAAUCCCAAUGAGCACGCAAACACCUGUGCAGGCACCAUCUGUGCAGGCACCAUCUGUACAAAUGCAACUUGGUCCUGUGCAUAACCUCAACCACCUGCAACAACAAAGACAUCAGAGCACACAGCAGACUCCUGUAUGCCAAGCAGAGAGUGCACAAGAACAAGUCAUGCAUCAUAGUUUAGAUCUCAUAAACCAACAGUUUGAGCUGGAACAAAUGCAGAAAGGCCUUGAACUUCUUCUCCAGAGCCAACCUUCAAACGUACAGCUCAACCAAAAUAAGCAGCCCCAGCAUGUACAGCAAACUAUAGUUGGGCAAAUUAACUAUAUAGUACGACAGCCAGCAAAUGUGCCUCUACAGUCCCAAGAUGAUGUCCAACCGGUCUGUGAUGAACCAAUAUCUCCCGGGGGUCAGACAGUAGAUCUAUCGCCUGUCACUACUAAUUCUCCUGUUAACUUACAGUCACAGUCAAUCGCAGAUGAAAUCAUUGCCGCAGUAGAGAGUGACGCACGUAAUAUGAACUCAUUUCCUGAGCACACAGUGAGAAAGCGUUCUGCCUCAGAGAGCUUUCCUAACUCAUCAGACAUGGACUUAUCCUCACCUAGACUCUCUAGGUCAGUGGAUCCGCAAAUGCAAGCUGUGUCCUGUCAAUACUUUGCACAAUCUCAGGAUAUGUCAUAUACUUCUGAUGUGGAGUCAGAAAGACUGACUAGUUACAGCUCAGAUGAAACAGGUGUUACAGACAACCUGCACAUAGGCCCUGCGGAUCACCUAGCAACGGGGCCCGCACUCCUGGGAAACGCCAUAUGUAAGAUUGAGAAUGAAGAUUUCAGCUGUAACAACGGAGCUAAACAUAUUGAGGUGGAAAAUGAAAGCUCCAAUACUAUAAAUGAUAUUGUAUUACCGUUAGACAAUAUCUUUGAAGAACCCAUUAAUCUCUCAGUUAAGAAGCCUGUAGUUUCCGAACCCAAAAGGAUAUUGACACACACUCAGCCAUCGCCCAUCAAACAACUGAAAAACGAAGAUUCUAAUAACUGUUUUCAACAAAGAGUCACAGAGGACAAUAAAAAUAAUGAGAACUCCAACAGAUUGGAAACAAAAGAGACUAAAAUCCCUUAUGUACGUUUGGAACGUCUGAAAAUCUGUACCCCAGGCACAGGUGAACUCCCAGUAUUUAAAGUACAGCCUUCAAAGAAAGAUGACGAAGGUUCCUUGCGCUUGCUUAUUAAAUAUGGCACCCAGUCCAAAAGUAUGUCUAUCAAGGUAAACCCAGACACCUCAAAUCCUUCAAUGCCCUCCACAGAUAUUUCACCGCAACCUACAUUACCAUAUGGACCUGAAGGGAUAGCUCACAUUUCAGCGCCUUCGUUUCCACAGCUACCUCAUCACAUGAAAACCGUGUCAGGUGCUAAUUCCUGUAUCGCUAGAAACCAAUCUAAACCUUCUGCAGAGACCCUGAGCAGUCAGAAGUCUGAUCCUGACCGUACAGCUAAUGUGCUACCACUGGUCAUGAAAAAGUUUGGCAACUCUGACGACCGAAAUCAGAUUGAAAAUGAAGAUUUCUGUGCUGUUUGUUUAAAUGGAGGCGAGAUGCUGUGUUGUGAUCAAUGCCCAAAAGUGUUUCAUCUCUCUUGUCAUGUGCCAGCCCUUCUCAGCUUUCCAGUUGGUGAAUGGGUUUGUACCUUGUGUCGGAGCCUGACCAAGCCAGAAGUGGAAUAUGAUUGUGAUAACAUUCGCUAUAGUCGUGAGUGCAGGCUGGAGGAGGUGGUAGCUUUACCAAACCUCAGUGAUCUUGAUCAAAGGAAAUGUGAAAAACUGGUCCUUUCCUUGUGUUGCAACAGUCUCAGUCUUCCGUUUCAAGAGCCUGUGAGUCCUUUAGCGCGUCAUUAUUACCAGAUCAUUAAACGGCCAAUGGACCUAUCAAUUAUUCAACGAAAACUUCAGAAACGGAACGUACCACAUUACUCUUCACCUGAAGAGUUGGUAUUUGACGUUCGGCUUAUGUUUUGGAACUGUGCCAAGUUUAACUAUCUCAUAAAAAUCAAUAGAGGAACGAGCAAUCUUAAACAGCAAACCCCACCCUUUGGUACAUGUACCACUGACGGUGCUCAGACUACACCUACGUGGUACAUGGAAGAUUCCGAGGUGGCAGAAGCUGGUAGAAACCUUGAGCUAUUUUUUGACAAAAUGGUGAAAGAAGCUUAUCCAGACAAGAUAUUUCUUUAUCCACAAGAAGAGGACUCUGAUACUGAUGAGAUCGGCAAUGAGAACUGUUCCAUGAGUUUGAAAGGGUUUCACUGGCCUUCAUAUGGCCAGGAGUGUGUGCAACCCAAACGAAGACGACGGCACACAGUCAACCAGAAGACAAAAGACUUCAGCCUUUGCUAAACCUCUAGUUGUAACUGUGAUAUCUUCUAAACUGCCAACAAGAUUUGCACGAGGACACCCUGUGUAUGGAUGACAUGAUGGUAGUAAAUAAAUAAACUUAAUGUAAAUAGUUUACAGAAAUAAUUGUCAAAGAAGGUAAUGCCAUCAGGUGGGUAAAGAUAUAACCUCAUUGCCCAGUCAUAAUAAGCCACAAGACAAUGUCCUUUUUUCUGAUAAGGACUUUUUUUUAUAUAUAAAUAAAUUAUAAAAGCCGAUACCUUAAGUAUCUUUGAUGCAAUUGGUUGUUCAUCACCAUAAUGGUCUCAUCAUCCCAUGGAUCAUUUUCUUGACCAUUUAUUGGAUGUCCUCUGACUAACAGCUUUUCUUACUCUUGCCAAUAUUAUAUAUCGGGAAAAAAAUAACGAAAAUAAACUUAGUUUGCAGUUAUUUUGCUCUCUGUUCCUAGUAGGCUAAUUUGUGAUUUUUGAAAAUACACGAUGAACACCCUGUUUAACAAAUGAGAAAAGUCAACAAGAACUUUUUUUUUACAGUGAGUAACUUUCUUGCUAUUUCCAUAUAAUCCACAAAUCAAACCAGGAAACAUUAAAAUCUCUGUUUUCUCUUGAAAUGUAGUAAGAGAUUUUGAUAGAAUUUGUGACCUUACAUCUUGUAUGUCAGUUGUCUGAUAACUAUUGUUUGGUAUUACAACAUAGACAGCUGCUGUCAAAAAUAAAACUGGAAUUGAUAUAAAA
Molecule: messenger RNA, 4262 nt
Organism: Bombina bombina (fire-bellied toad)
Lineage: Eukaryota; Metazoa; Chordata; Amphibia; Anura; Bombinatoridae
Gene: TRIM66
Product: tripartite motif containing 66
Exons: 18
Coding region: 1-3531 (1176 amino acids)
Molecular function (GO): protein binding; zinc ion binding
Source: RefSeq, a predicted model, not a curated record